Messenger RNA from Python bivittatus (Burmese python), 4125 nucleotides. The record is from RefSeq and is a predicted model, not a curated record. Lineage: Eukaryota; Metazoa; Chordata; Lepidosauria; Squamata; Pythonidae.
AUGAGGCCUGUUCCAGGCUCCUUAUCAUCACUGCUACACCUGCACAACCGUCAAAGACAGCCCAUGCCUGCUUCUAUGCCUGGGACUUUACCUAAUCCUACAAUGCCUGGAUCCUCUGCUGUCUUGAUGCCAAUGGAAAGACAGAUGUCCAUGAACUCCAGUAUCAUGGGAAUGCAAAGCCCAAACCUCAGUAAUCCAUGUGCUUCACCACAAAUUGCUCCAAUGCACUCAGAAGCUAAAAUGAGGUUGAAGGCAGCUUUGACUCAUCAUCCUGCAGGCAUCUCCAAUGGAAAUAUGAAUACCAUGGGUCAUAUGAUGGAAAUGAUGAGCUCCCGUCAAGACCAACCAGCCCACCAUCAUAUGCACUCACAUCCACAUCAACACCAGACACUUCCACCCCAUCACCCAUACCCCCAUCAGCACCAACACCCAACACACCAUUCUCAUCCUCAGACUCAUCACCAGCAGAAUCACCCACACCAUCAUUCUCACUCACAUCUCCAUGCACACCCAGCACAUCAUCAGACUUCGCCACAUCCGCCACUGCACACAGGCGGGCAAGCACAGGUAUCAGCAGCAGCUCAACAAAUGCAACCCACACAGACCAUACAACCACCACAGCCCACAGGGGGUCGUCGAAGGAGAGUGGUGGAUGAAGACCCAGACGAGAGACGGAGGAAAUUUUUGGAACGAAAUCGAGCAGCUGCCACCCGGUGCAGACAGAAGAGGAAGGUUUGGGUGAUGUCACUGGAAAAGAAAGCAGAAGAACUCACCCAGACAAAUAUGCAGCUUCAGAAUGAGGUUUCCAUGUUGAAAAAUGAGGUAGCACAGCUGAAACAGUUGUUGUUAACACAUAAAGACUGUCCCAUAACAGCCAUGCAGAAAGAAUCACAAGGAUACCUAAGUCCCGAAAGUAGUCCUCCUGCUAGUCCUGUUCCAGCCUGCUCACAACAACAAGUCAUCCAGCAUAACACCAUUACAACUUCCUCUGCUGUCAGUGAUGUCGUCGGAAGCUCCACCCUCAGCCAGCUUGCAAGCCAUCGAACAGAUAUGAACCCAGUUCUUUAAAACUGAGCGAUCAGCAACUGUGAUGAAAAAUAUGAUAGCCUAUCAGGUUUCUUUUCUGUUAAAGGCAUUGUCUUCUCAAGAUUGUUUCAGAUCUGAAGGACUCUGCAGCCCCCAAAAGACUUAUGAGCUUGAUUUUUUUAGUUAUUAAAACAUCUUUUAUACUUAGUAAUAAUAAAGGGAUUUAUGCAAUGACUAUGCUAUCAGCUUGGGAGAUGCUUGGUGCUUUCUCUAGUUUUCUGGUACCAUUUUCUUGUUUGUUUGUUUGUUUGUAACCAAACUAUUUCUGUACAUAGCCAUGUUCCUUCUCAUCAUCGCUGGUUGGCACCACCGAAGCAUCUUAUAACAGUUUCAUUAGCCAAAAACUGAGGUUUAAGAAAUAUGAAACAGCCAUACACUUGUUGACAGUGCAAUAAGUACAUGGUUUUUCAGCGCCAUCAAACUCUCAAUCACGCUCAUAGCUUUGCAAAUCAUUAUUCUGCUUUGAAAAUGUUUCCACAUCCUUUGGCGUUAUGGCCCUAGGGGUCCUGCUCUCAAUCCAUGUUCUCUUUUUCUGAGCUGUUGGAACUGAUUAUGAAACAGUAUAAAAGUCUUCAAUAUUUCUGAAGCUUUCUGAAGGGAGGAGGUGAACCCAGGUUUUCUCAGUCUAGCUGUUUUCAGAAAAGAUUUGAACGUACGCAGACCAGAAAGGAUGUGCCUGUCUGGAGUUUGUUCUGCAAUAUCACAAGCCUUUCAGUUACCAAAUAGUUUAUGUUUUUUGCCUACCACCAGAAUACUCAUGCAGAAAUGGAACAUUAAUACAAAACAUGAAAUGUUUAAAUUGAGUAUGGGUUUUGAGCUUCCGUGGAGUUUUCUGUUUCUUCCUUGUAUGCUGUGACCUUCUGCACUUUUCUAUUUCCCCAUAUAAACCAUGUAGUUGUGAGUCUUCUUUCUACAAAGUCUUUAUGGUAUUUCAUACUAAAACUCUUGUUUCUGUUUUUCACUGCUUGCACAGUUUCUAUUUAACGUUGAAGGAGCACUGACAUUGAUGAAAAGCCUUCCUGAUCCACCAGCUACUUGCUCAGAAGCAUCUGCUAGUUCAUUCUUUUUAACAGCCCCUUAUCCACAGCUGUGUGGGGUUUUGAUUUUCUCUGAAACACUUUUUAUAUUACCCUAAUAGGGUGUUUUAAUAAAUAGUAAAGGUUGAAAGCAGUUUUACCUCAGGUAAAGCUACUGAUGGGGUCACGGUGCUAGUGGAAACCUUGUAAGAUUGUUGCUGUAAGAAUCUAUAGCACUGAGAAAAAGUAAAUAUCACUCUGACAGUACUAUGUUUUUUGUUCAAUAACAAGAAAAAUUGUCCUCAAUUUCAUAGGAUUGUAACUGCACCAAACCACUACAUUCAGUGACUGAGUUUGUCACUGAAUUGAGUUCACCCAAUACCUUAAGCCAUAUAGUGAUUUGUUUGAUUCUGGUUUAGCAUUUUCUAUAAACCCAGCCAUUAUGUCUUGUAAGGAAUGAUUUGGCAUAAAAUAUUGUGUGAACCCAGUCAGUUUCGGUUCAUUGAAUAAACUAUAGUCUUGCAAAUAGUAUUUUAAAGUAACAAGGGAAACCAGAGAGUAGAACAAUCUGCUUACACUUAAGUAAUCUUGGAUAAAGGAAUUGUGUGAGUCAGAGACACAAUGCCAUGUUAUCGGAUGCACAGCUAAGAAUUGCUAAUAUCAGGGAAGAGCAGAGGAAGGGGGUGGUUAUAAUCAUACCCUGCCUCUGGCCAUUUUGUGAAGGAGGAUGCUUUAAAAAUCAGUAAUUGGGAAAUGGCAUUUCUUACGAGAUCCUAACUAGGCCCUCUUCACUGUAUAAGAUUCAAAGUUUUAGCAUUUAAUUUUCCAAAUAAAACUGUUCAGUCCAAAAAAAAUUUUUUUGUUACACUGACUCAAAAUUAAGAGUUAAUUAAUUUCCUAAAAUCAAAGACUCCAGAUUCAGUCUCAAACAAAUCUGGGAGCUAUCCUCAAGAAUCACUGGUAAUCAUUGUAAAUAGCUAUUUUCACCAGUAGUCUGACUUAGAUAAAGAAGUUUUCAGUGUUAUUAACAGGACUCAGUUCCAAAUAAAUUUUCUCUAAAAUUAUACAUUGAUUUUUUUUAAAACACCCAGCUGAAUCUCGAGUCAUGAAAUUGGUCAUUUUGACAAGUGAAGAAAGAUGAUAAGUGCCACUAACCAUUUCUGAGUUUUAAAAGAACUUGUUCUUGAUACUAAAACUGAGGCUGUGUUAUAUCUGAACUCAGGCUGAGAGUAUACAUUUUGAAUAGCAUUACAUACCAGUUAAACUGGCUAUGUGUACAUAUUCUUUUAAAAAUGUUCUGAGAUAAAAAAUGCAUUUCAGAAAAAAAAUAAGUUGACUUUUUGGCAAAACUGAUCAAUAUUUUAGUAUCUAGCACCAAAUCAACUACCACUGCUCUUUUCAAUCUAUCUUUUCCUUUUAUAAGAGUUUACCAAUUAAAACAUUACAUUAUAAUACUAAUGAGAUCAAAUGAAUUUUACAACAAUCUGAGAAGCAAAAGAAAUUUCAGUAGGAAAUAGGUUUGAAAAUUACUGUUUUUCUGGUCCAGAUUUAAGAAGAAAAUGUGUAAUCUGGAUUGGCCAUAGUGGAUUCCAAUUCAGCUAAAAUUAGCUGUGACAAAGUUGUAUGAAAUCAGUGGAACCGUGUUCGUUAUAGCUCUUCAGUCUGACUCCUUUUACAGGAAUAUGCAGCCUAACCUUUCUAUAUCUUUCACUUAAAGAAAGUUCUACAGUGAACAAUGGGCCCUUUUCCCAAACAGAUGUGCAUAGGAUUGUGGACUAAAAUAUCAGAUCUGUUAGCUGUUUAGGGUUUGAAUAAAGCCAAAGAUCCAUCUGCAAGCAGAGAGUUCUUCUAGAGGAUAUCUGCCAGCUGUAGAAACUCCCUCAAGUAUUGGGCUACCAGAUCUGGGCUACAAAAAGCCAGAUGAGUUACCAAAAAAAGCUACAAAAAGCCACUAGAAGGCAGCAAAGAAAUAAAGAAAACAAACUCAUCUUGAUUUCUGCAACCUGGAUGCGGUAGCCCUACA